Phytophthora megakarya is the source of this 1221-nucleotide messenger RNA. NCBI's taxonomy places the organism in Eukaryota, Oomycota, Peronosporomycetes, Peronosporales, Peronosporaceae. The record is from the annotation of a GenBank genome assembly.
AUGGUCUACCCGAUGCCUCUGAUCAGCGAUCUACUAGAAGAUCUGGAUAAAGCACUAUGGUACUGCUCGUUAGACAUGGCCAGCGGGUUCUGGGUCGUGCCCAUGGCGGAUCGGGCUCGCGAGAUCUCAGCAUUCAUUACUCCAUUUGGACUAUUCGAAUGGAAAUGCCCCACAGAUUUAUCACUAGUAGACAACGCGCUGUAUGGAGUUUUGAAGAUCUCGCGAUCCGGCGACGCUGGAGCUACCACAGACGUGUUCCAGACAGGGAUCGCGGACGGUCCUGAUCGCGAGUCCGUGUUGGGUCGGAGAUCAUACAUCGACGACAUCAUGAUCGCAGCGGAAUCGUGGGACCAAAUGUGCCGAAGAGUGGAGGAUCUGUUGGAGACUUGUGAUAAGUGGAAUUUGUCGAUCUGUGUAGCCAAGAGCUUUUGGGGCAUAGAUAAGGUAGGAUAUCUGGGACACCGAGUGUCGAUCGGGGGUUUGGAGGCAAGCCCGAAACACCGGAAAUCGUUGACCGAUCUGCCGUUCCCUGGGUCUCUGCGAUCUAUGCAGUCAUUCCUGGGCAAUCUGAGGGAGAUCUUGGACCGGAAUGACCCGAUCCCUCGAGAUCACGACCCAACGGGACUGAAGUUGACAGGAUCAGCGGACGAGAGGUGGAUCAGGGCGCAUAGGGCCUUCAUCGCCCUGAAAACCAAGAUCACGACUACCCCAGUCCUCCGCCAUUUCGACGAGACGAGAACGCCGGUGGUUAUCGUAUAUGCCAUCGCACUUGAAGACGAACGAGUUGAACUAUCGAACGAGUUGAAUUACAAUGUGACUGAGAAGGAGGUGUUGGCGCUGCUGAGGAUCUUGGAUCUCUAUUACAAUUUGCUAGUAGGACGCGAGGUCCGGGUCCUGACGAGGCAUUCUACGUUAGCCUGGCUGUUCAAGUCGACGGGGUUGCAGGGUCGCCUGGGACAAUGGUCUGCCCUCCUGGCCCCAUGGACGCUCCAGAUCACGAAGUGCACGAAGGGUGAAGACGAGAUACUGGGGUCGAUCGCUGCUAGUAUCACGCUGAGGGCGAAGAUCGACGAUGCUCUGACCGAGAUCGCUCCCCGGAAAGAACCAAAACGCCGGGUCCAAGCGCCGAUACCCACCGUAGAUCGAGAUGAGGAACUAUGGGUGAUCACCUUUGACGGAUCCGCUCGAAUUAAGCGCGGUGGGGGCGCGUUCAGUGCGAUC